Messenger RNA from Aplysia californica (California sea hare), 4435 nucleotides. Its product is annotated as protein unc-50 homolog. The transcript is spliced from 8 exons. The record is from RefSeq and is a predicted model, not a curated record. Gene Ontology annotation, cellular component: Golgi membrane. The coding region runs from base 196 to 1029 and encodes 277 amino acids. NCBI's taxonomy places the organism in Eukaryota, Metazoa, Mollusca, Gastropoda, Aplysiida, Aplysiidae.
UCAAUUCGCUGGCAGUGAUGAGAGUGUAUCCCAAACAACCAGCAGAUUAGGUUCAUGAUACUAAUCAUACCAACGCUGUAAUAACGGAUGCAUACGUGAUCUGUACAUGCCAUUAUGACACACUGACAGACGAAGGACUAACUGCAUUCACUGAGUCACAGCUACUGUAUUUAGUAUCAGGAAACUUGAGACGCAAUGGCGAAUUAUGCAAAGUACUCCCCUCCUGUGUCACCAACACCACCAUCACCACCAGUGUCACCUUUUCUUAGUCGAUCAAACAGCAAUGGAACCACAAUUAACCACAGAAAGGAUUCUCAUCUCACAGCAACAGCGAAGAGACAAAAAUAUUUUCGCCGCCUCUUCAAAUUUCGUCAAAUGGACUUUGAAUAUGCAUUCUGGCAGAUGAUUUAUCUUUUCAUUUCUCCUCAAAAAGUGUAUAGAAACUUUCAAUACAGAAAACAGACGAAAGACCAGUGGGCGCGAGACGACCCAGCAUUCCUUGUUCUGCUCACGUUCUGGCUGUGUGCCUCUUCCAUCGGGUUCAGCCUCGUCCUCCGACUUGGGUUUUUGGGGGGCCUCAAGUUCCUGCUGUGGGUCAUCUUUGUCGACUGCAUCGGAGUGGGACUUCUGAUCGCCACUUUGUUCUGGUUCAUCGCCAAUCGCUACAUGUUGGUGAGUCCUCCUAGAGGACAGGAUGUGGAGUGGGGCUACGCUUUUGAUGUUCACCUCAACGCUUUCUUUCCCCUGCUCAUGAUCUUACAUUUCUUCCAACUGCCAUUUUUGAAUUAUUUCAUCAACACACACAUGUUUGCAUCACGAUUAUUUGGGAACAGUUUGUGGCUGAUAGCUAUUGGCUACUACAUUUACAUUACCUUCCUGGGGUACAGCGCUCUGCCUUUCCUCAAGAACACGAGAAUGCUGCUGUUUCCCAUGACGGGCAUCCUGCUUGUCUUCAUCCUGUCUCUCGCCCUCAACUGGAACUUCAGUUGGCUCAUGUCCAGCUUUUAUCACUUCCGGGUCAUGCCCUGAUGUUUGCCAGAUUGGACUUGGGGCAAAACAGUGAUAAUGUAAACUGAUGACGUUUUACAAGACAGAUGAAGAAUUGUCACUUUUUUUUUUAACACGGUGUGGAAACUCCACUUCCCAGCUGUUGAUGCAAGCCGAAAAGAUGGCUGAAUUGUUGGAAGCCGAAUGUCUGUCUGGGCAUCGUGUGUAUUUUGUAUGUCUGUGUGCGUAUAUUGUGUGUAUGUGUGCGUGUACAUAUGUGUGGUUUUGAGAUAUGGUGUAUCAAGGUGUGUACGCGCUUUACUUCUCUAUUGCAAUUCAGGUAUGUGAAAUAAGAAAACGGUUAAUGCUGUAGGUGGAAUUUCCUUUUCCGGCAUAAGUGUUUGCCAGGAAAUGUAUCGCAUAAUGCAUGCUGUACCGUUUUUUUGUUUUUUAAAAAAUAUUAUGAAGUCAAAGAAAAACCUCAUUUCCUAGUACAAAAGGUUGUGUGAUGUUGACUGCACACCUCUCAGAUUAUCGAUGUACAAAACGCAGAGGUGAGUGCUCUGUUGGGUGUGGUGUUCUCUCAGUCUUUUCAACAGCCUUUCUGUUUGGUAACUGUUAAGAUAUUUUCAUUAUUUUUAAUAUAAUAUCGGAAUAAUCAUAUGAUCAUUGAACAUGCGAGAGCGUGGAUUCUUGGUCCCUUUUCUUCUUCUGAAAUGUGUUCAAAAAUUCCGAUAGCUUUGCUAGUGUACAUUUCAUUAAGUAGUGUGUGCUGCUGUGUGAUGAGUUGCUGGCUUUCCUCGUCUCUUUGGAAUCUUUUUCUACACGUCUCUCAGUGGUGAUUUAAAUGUGUGAACAAAGGAAGAGGUAUCGUGUUUGUUGUUUGACUGGUUAUUUCUUUUUGUGAGCAGGUCAAUACAAAUCCUUAAAUUAUCUUAUUCAUAACGUGUGUGAUCCAGUGCAUUGGGAGUCUGGAUUGAGUGGAUGGUUGUGGAAUUGGUGAGGAAGAUGCUUUGUUUGCCUGACCGAGACGUGGUUGUUGGAAUACUGUGUGAAGUGUCAUUGUGGUAUAUGAAAUCAAAUGUUCAUAUCAUGUGCUGGCUCUGGUUUUCUGAGACAAUUGUAGCCUUUGUGAUAUGUAUAUUGAGUCUGUAUAUAUAUAUAAACACAGAUAUAAUGUGGAUCAAUGUGUACCGGAGGGGACUAGUUACAGCUUCAUCUCGGAGCGACCUUGUAGACUGACUGAUGGGUUUUUUUCUUCUUUUUUUUGUUGAAAUUGUUGUUUCCUUUAUGUGUACAGACAUGUUUUCAGGAGAGUUUUUUUUGUAUUUGAGCUACCUUUUUCAUUGCUUUGAGGUACAUUUACAGGAUCAUAUUUUCAAAAGUAUAUCAAUUAGUUAUGAGGAAAAAAACCCAACCCCUCUUUGCCUCAAAAAUGAAAAAUACAGAAGACUCCAAAUACGUCUUAUGUGAAGAGUUCCAGGUUCAACUAUAUGCUACACACGUAUAUAUAUUGAAUUUAUAUACACACUAUCUGCUAGUGGGUGUGGCAUAGUUGUCGAUUAGAAACUGGGUGUAUUUGAGGAACAUAUAACUUGGUUUGAGUGAUAAAUUAAAUAGAAUUUUUGUUAUCCUUUGUUGAAGAUUUCCUUUUUAGCCGGUGCCUGCUGCAGGACAAAGAUCUUGGACUUUUAAAUUACGUACUGUAAGUUAUGGCCUCUGAGGCGUUGUUGGUUUUUUUUUUUUUACCCCACUCUCUGACCCCAGCUUCUUACAGGACUUCAGCGGAGUGUCUGUGGAUGAUUGGGGGGGCGCUGAGACGGACAAGUGAGACUCGACUGUUUUUUAGACUGGUACUCACAUUCAAACAGCAGUCUACACAUCUGCAUGCACACAUACUACUCACAUGUGUUUGAUUUUCUUUGUAUUGUCUCGGGUAUGUGACGUGCUGUGUGCAGUUGUGAGAGAGUGUGGCAUUUGGUACUGUAUUCCAGCACCCCACACUGUCAGAAUGUGUGAUCCUUUCUGUGGCAAAAUUAUAAUACAUUUCAAAAAACGAAAAUGGAGUUGGGGGUGGUUUUUCUCCUAACUUACACUCAGUUUGUGAGUAGCCUAAGCAGUAAAUGACUCUGUUCUUUGUUAUAAUAUUGCCGAGUUAAAAUCAGAAGAAAGAGUUGUCGCUUUCUAGCAUCAGAAUUAGACAGUGCUUUACUUGACGUGUUUUUGGAUUGCAACCCUGUUUGAUUAAUUGUGAUUGUGAUAUAGAGGAACUAAAAUUUCUUUCGUCACUCUCUGUCUUAGGCUUUAGCCAGCGUGAACAGAAUAUAAAUGCGUGAUACUCUGAUUUAUGCUGUUAUCAAUCAUUAUCAAAGUGAGUUUCGCUAGGUAUACUGCUGCUGCUGCACAGGAAUGGGUUUGUAACUGAAUGCUCUUGACACUUUACAGAGCAAAAGGAACGUGCUGGUCUAUGAAGCUCAAAGAAAGGAAUUAAUUUCAGAAUACAUCAUCCCGCAGGUUCCUUCUCUACAAGUGUAGACUUGGGAAUAUACCCAUUCGAUUCUUAAGAAUAUAUAUACCUAUUCCAUUGAGAUAAUUAAUGAGAACAUUCUUUAACUUAUGGUUUAGGUAUUCUGUUUUUGGUCUAGAGCUUUUGAAAUUACAUUUGAAAAAGUGGCAGCAAAAAGUUCUAGUACAGACACAUAGCUAUUGUUGGUACAGAUAUUAUAUAUGUUCAUAUAAUUAAUAUUUGCAGUCGUUAUAGUCAUUAGCCUUCAGGUUUAUAAUACAAGGGGUUCAUAUUAUGUGGCUGAAGAAACUGCAUUCUAGCACAUACAUAGCGAACAGAUUUUCAGGUCUGGAAUGUUUUCAUAUCGUCACUACGCACUAUGCUAGCAAAAUGGCAUGACUCAAAGUUGUGCCAAAAUGCAACACACCUUUUAUUUUGUUUCGUGGUAGGCCUACUAUGCCUAUUUUUCAGUAAAAUCAAAACAAAGAUGUUCUGGCAGCCACAAAAGAAACAUGCAUGGCAAGUUUUAUCAUUAUUAGAUGAUAAUAAAGUUUUAAAGUUUUUUCUCUUUUUUUCCAAAGUAGCAAAAAUGAGCUGUGCCACUUUGUAAUAUUGACUGAAAUUUGCACAUAACAAAAAGAUUUCUGAGUCUGGCUGAUUUUGCUAUGUGUGUGCUAGACUGUAGCCAACUUGUACUCUUUUUCUAUAGAUUUAAACCAGUCACAGAUUUCUUGCUGAAAUGAAAUAUAGGCCUAUACGUUUUUUUUUUUUUCUGAAGUAGCUAGAUGUGUACAGUUUUUGUGGCUUGAUGAGGUGCAGUCUAUGCAUGGUCGUACUACUAUGUGUACAUAUGUGGGGGUUGAAACAUUGAUUACUUUAUGCCUCUUCGUUAAUUAAUGUCAUCAAUGAAAGUAAUAAAUUUUAUUACAUUAUACAAUGCAA